This is a messenger RNA of Salmo salar (Atlantic salmon), 2434 nucleotides long. It is a transcript of the gene trim13, whose product is annotated as tripartite motif containing 13. Lineage: Eukaryota; Metazoa; Chordata; Actinopteri; Salmoniformes; Salmonidae. Gene Ontology annotation, molecular function: zinc ion binding. The record is from RefSeq and is a predicted model, not a curated record.
UUUUUUUUGGUCCAGUUGCAUGUUGCUAUACGCUUGCAAAAGCUGUCAUAACCAUCCUCAAUACCUUGCCUAUAGGACAUACUCGUGUGUGAUCUAAUUUAUAGACUGAAACUUGUUUAUACUGAGUGGUAAUCGUUGGUGGAAGUUUGUGUUUAUGCAGGAUAGCUUAUAUUGCUAAGGAUACGUUUCGGGCUAUUAACAUUAAAGCAGAAGUCAAAUCUGAAGUGAGUGGGAACUUAGUCGUUACCAUCUCAUCUAUAUAUAGACCAGUUGGAUGAAACGGCUGUGUCGUGAUUGCGUGAUAUCCCGUCUCAUAAAAAAAAAACAUUAGUGUGAACACUAAAAAGUAGGUCGUUGAACAUAGGAAAAACAUAGGGACCGUUGCGAAUGGUUUUUCACUGCAGCAAAAUAGUCUGUGCACCUAGGCAUGAUGUUCCACUGCGCUUUCUAUUUUCAUAUUUUACGCGGGUACACCUCAUUUUCCUUUUUGAGGGUGGCUGAAUUUUAACACCAGUCGCUGGAUUGGAUAGUCUGUGCGUUUUAUCCAAAGUGUUGUCAUGCGUAAUUCUAGUGAUGUGCAUUUCCACCAUCACUACCUGUGAAUUAUUGCGCUGCUGGGUGAUGUAGCUAAACAAACGGAACACCAUGGAGCUUCUAGAGGAGGACCUGACUUGCCCAAUUUGCUGCUGUCUCUUUGAGGACCCCCGAGUUCUGCCGUGCUCACACAGCUUCUGCAAGAAGUGCUUGGAGGGGAUUCUGGAGGGGAACAACCGAGGACCUGUUUGGAGACCCCCGUUCAAAUGCCCCAGUUGCCGCAAGGAGACUCCUCAAAACGGCAUAAACAGCCUCCAGAUCAACUACUCGUUACGUGGAAUCGUUGAGAAAUACAACAAAAUCAGAGUGUUACCCAGGAUGGCCCUGUGCAAACACCACAGUGGUCAACCGCUUAAUAUAUUCUGUGCCACAGACUUGAAACUUAUUUGUGGAUUUUGUGCAACAACUGGCGACCAUAAAGGACAUACAUUCUGUGCCCUGGAAGACGCGUACGAGCAGGAGAAAUCCGCAUUUGAGGAGCUGUUCCAGGGAGUGGAGAGCUGGCACAGCACGGAUAUUCUAUCCUGCCUGGAGACACUGGAAGCCAGUAAGAAAAAGGCGCUCCAGUUAGUUUCCAGGGACGCGGAGAAAGUAAACGACUAUUUUGUCAAACUGAUCAACGCCCUGGACCACAAAAAGAAUGAGAUCCUCUCCGAUUUCGAGACGCUGAAGUUGGUGGUGAUGCAAGCCUACGACCCCGAGAUCAAUAAACUGAGCGAUGCGCUGGAGGAGCAGAAGCGCGCUCUCACCAUCGCGGAGUCCUUCAGGAAUGUGACCGACCCCCUCUGCUUUCUCGAGCAGAUGCAGGAGUUCAGGGAGAAGUUGCGCGUUGUCCGGGAAACGCCGCUGCCCUCCCGGACAGACAUGGACGUCGGUCCCCUGGUCAGGAAUUUCGACGUCAAAAACUGGGACUCGAUGAAGCUCAAAGAUGUGGACAAGCUCUCCGUCCCGCACGAGAGUGGCGUGUAUAGCUCAACGACCCCGCAUUCCGGCGGCAGAGCGCUGGGGAGAGUCGUCGUGUUUUUUGUGAGCCUUUUAUGCGCCCUGGUCCUUCUGCAGCCGGACAGCCUGACCGCAGUGUCAGCCCAAAUCUCCUCGCUCGGCCAUGCCUACCUGCCAGUGCUAGCUGGGUGGCUGGAACUGGCUAACGGUGCGUGGCAGUGCUGGGGAGAGGUACUGGAUGCCUGCGUUUGCCUGGUGGGUGCGUUUCUGAACUGUAUCCUGAACCUCUUUAAGACACCUGCCGAUUUUCUUGACCGCCUUGUAAACACAACUAGCGAAUUUCUUAGCCAUUGUACAUUUCUUUAGAUUUCCGAGUGUUAUUUUUGCUACAUGGAUCUGAAGCAAGCUAUGUCAGUCUGAUAUUGAAAGCCUAUAUUGUCCAAGCUAUAAGUAGAUUUAUAGCAAACACUAGAAAGUUAUUCAAGUAUUUACAAGCACAUAUGUAUCAUGCUUUGUGAAUAUAUAUAUAUAUAUAUAUCCUAAACGUAGAACCAUACAACACUAAGUUAAAUCAAAACACUGUUGCUGUACAUUAAAUGUUGUCAUUUGAGUACAGCUAUUUUGGUGAGUGUUAAGCAUCAGCUCUGACCAGGUGCACCAUCCAUCCUUCUCCAAGCCAUAUGAUCAUCACACAGGUCAUAGUCUGUCACCUCAGGAUAUUAUUGACUAUACAUUCCACAGGCUAGAUUAUGUAGGAUAGGCCUAAUAUUUACAUCGAGUUUAAGUGUCUGAGUGUCGUUUAUUUUUGCCUUACUUUUAAUGACCAUCUGUUGAGUUGUCAUAAUGCCUCAUACCCUGUCACCAGACUCAUUUUUUGCCUAAUAAAACAUCAAUUUGG